Pecten maximus is the source of this 2283-nucleotide messenger RNA. RefSeq lists its product as uncharacterized. The transcript has 5 exons. The record is from RefSeq and is a predicted model, not a curated record. The coding region runs from base 382 to 2283 and encodes 633 amino acids. Lineage: Eukaryota; Metazoa; Mollusca; Bivalvia; Pectinida; Pectinidae.
GUGUAAUUGACAUGCCUGUAUUUAACAGGUCAGGGAAGUGUAGAGUAUUAUGAUAUAUCCUGCAGUGUGAGGAUAUGCAUAUUGUUUUAAACUGAAAGCUUUGUGUUUGAUUCUACCGCUGGUCCGAUGGGUUGAUGUAGUAUACAACUGGUGAUACUAUUAUCACACUUGAUAGAGGUCUAACGAACUCGUAUUUCAAGGCGCUGGUGUAUGGAUGGCUGGCAGUGCUGAGCCUCUAAGUUGUCGUAGUUCUAAGUCUCAUCACACGUUUACGCUGGGAGGGACCGACCCAGAGGUGGAACACGCCGUCAGACACAAUCCCCUAAAACUCUUAUGAAACCAGGGCCAACGAGCUGUCUUGUUGAUAAAAUCUAACUGAAAAUGGAGGACAAGGCCAAGACCCAUCUGUCGACGGUUGCUAUGGCAAUUUUCGUCCGACUUCUUCUUGUGUUCCACACUGUAUUGGCAACGUGGCGAGUGACCUUGGCCUGGGAUGACCUUCAAUAUUGGUUAAUGUCUCUGGGAGUUUUGCUGGUUUGUCUUGAGGGAUACGUCACCAUUCGAGUCAACAAGGGCAUCGAGUGGAAGUGGUUGUGUCCAUGUUUCGCUAUCUAUCUCAUCAUAACAUUGCCUUCCAUAUGGUUGCUGGAGAUCUCCCAGAUGAACAAGUACAUGGAAAGUCAAGCUGUUGUGACCGCCAGUGCUGUCAAUGUCACCUUGACCCCUACCACUGUUCAGCCAACGGCCAGUAUUGCAACCAGAAUGUUGACCACUACUAUUUCUAGUACACGGAGCAGUAAUGUGACGGCCGUCAUGGCAACCACCACCCUCAACAUUUCGGACAUUGUAAAUGUUACCAUGGCAACUGCAGCUUCCAACAUCUCGGAUAUUCUAAAUGUCAGUAUGUCUACUUCCACUACUAAUGCCUUAGCAAUGUUGAAUGUUUCCAUGACAACCACUCCGUUUCCCGUCAACACCAGUGAUAUCAUCACAUCUACUGUUCCUAUGACAACGACCACGCCUGCCGGAAUCAUAGCCAACAUUGAGAAUCUCCUAGGCAGCUUCAGUGCCGACACGUGGGUCGUGAUAGUGGAGGAGUCAUUGGUAUACUUAAUUGUGAUUGGUCGAUGGCUCUUGCCCAGGGGGAGAGUAACCCGGGAGGAACUUUCGGAUCUCCUCAUUGAUUACCUGGCAAUGGCGUCAGAUAUCAUGGAAUUGUUUGCGCUAUUCGACGAGGAUUUGAUCCGCGGUAAUGCAAUGAUAACGUACGCCAUCUUGACAAUUUGGUCCGUUAGCUUUAUUCAGUUUAUACCAGUUGUGAUGAACAGACGAGCUGUCAACACGUUUAGAAAACAUACCAAAGAUGAGAAAAGCAAGGAUAGUUGCUGUGUUUGUGCUGGGUGUGGGGACUCGUUCCCAGACAUUUUCGUCACUAUAGCCGGAUUGUUCUUACAAGACGGGCCGUUCUUGGCUCUCCGACUCUUUAUUAUCUUUUACUUCCAAUUACUGACAUACAGUCUGGUGUUUUUCGUAUUGAAGAAUGUCAUUGUUGUACUAUUACUGACAUACCGGCUGGGCAUACUAUGUGUCCAUCUACCAUGUUGUUCACGGAAGCGUACCACACAGAAAAGAGUGAAAGUGGAAGAAAUCGAUGAUCCAAUUCAUUAUGGCUCACCUGACAUCAUGUCGACAAAGAACGGUUCCUAUUCAAACGACAAUGAGAUCAUUCACAACGAUCACCAUGACCAAUCAGCAUUUAGAGAGCGAUAUUACCGUGAGGGUAAAAAAACAAAAGAUAGUCAAAAUGGACAUGACCGCAGCAUUAGCUAUGGUGAGCAUUUGGUGCAUGGACAUCCGACCAGCGGUCUUGGUGUUCGCAGUGGAAGCAUUCCACUUAAUAUCCGUAGCAUAGGCAAUACUGGAUAUCCAGUUCGGGGUCGUGACCUCAACAGCAACGUGCCAAGAAAAACCGGCAACUCUAACGGUAGAGAGGCAGUGAAAAAUCAGCAAUUUAGACCACCUAACAACACUGCGAUUAUCAACUCACCAGUAAAGGGUGACUCCCCUUGUGAUCGUCCCUCCGCCAGCAACGGUAGUCCUCACAGUAAUGGACAUCAUCUUGGGAACCUUCCGAAAGACAGAGUGCUGGCCAGAUCGACAGAAUUCAUUUCUUCGCCAGAUAUCGGAGCGUCUGCUGAGAAUAGAAGUCGUUAUGCAAGCUGUGAAAGAUUAGAUACAUGUAAUGAUCGUGAAUCCAAACGUCUGCGGACAGUGAUCCGAUAG